GGUGAACUUUAUCCCAAUCAAACAAAAUAAAAAUCAAAAUUAAAAUUAAAAAACUUGGAGCUUUGGAGGUUCGUGAUGUCUCCUUCUUCUUCUUCAGUUGGCGUGAGUUCAAAAGUAGAUGUGUUUGGCAUUGGAGAACAUGAAAUUAAGGUUGUAAAAGUAGCAGAAGAUGCAUCGACUCCAAGGCCGCUGCUCAUUUUUACACCAUCAGAAGCUGGAGAAUUCCCAGUACUGGUUUUACUCCAUGGUUUUCUUCUCUACAACUCCUUCUAUUCUCAGCUCAGCCAUCACAUCGCUUCCCAUGGCUUCAUCCUCGUUGUCCCCCAGUUAUAUUCAGUGACAGGACCAGAUGCAACUAAAGAAAUCGAGUGCGUGGUUGCAAUAAGUAACUGGCUACCAGAAGGACUUCAAAAGUUCCUUCCAUCCGGAGUACAUGCAGACCUAACAAAGCUAGGACUCGCAGGCCACAGCCGCGGAGGAAAAGUUGCUUUUGCUGUUGCCCUUAAUAAACUCCACACGAAAUUGAAUUCAAAAUUUUCCGCCUUAAUUGGAAUCGAUCCAGUGGAUGGAAUGGACAUGGGUAAACAGACUCAACCAAAAGUCCUCACUUAUGUUCCCCAUUCCUUUAAUCUUGAAAUACCGGUAAUGGUUAUUGGUUCGGGCCUAGGUGAAAUCAGAAAAAACCCAUUGUUCCCAGCUUGUGCUCCCAAAGGGGUGAACCAUGAGGACUUCUAUAACGAGUGUUGUAAACCAGCUUGUUAUUUUGUUGUGAAGGAUUAUGGACAUCUUGAUAUGCUUGAUGACGAGACUAAGGGAAUUAGAGGGAAAGUUACUCAUUGUUUGUGUAAGAAUGGGAAAUCUAGGGAACCCAUGAGGAGGUUUGUUGGAGUGGCUGUGGUUGCUUUCUUGAAAGCUUAUUUGGAAGGAGAUUGCGGUUAUCUAACGGCUAUAAAAGACGAGGCCAAUGGACUUGUGGUGCUUCAGAAAGUUGACUUUCAGCUAUGAAAGUUCUGGUCAAUUAAUAAAUACUGAAAUUUUUAAGUCUUGUAGACAUUUUGAAUUAUGCCUUUUUUUUAACUUGAUCAUUUGUUUUCUAUUAAAUUUUAUUGGAAUUUUUGCAAUCUAAUUGAUGUGAAAUAUGAAUCUUGCUC
This is a messenger RNA of Cynara cardunculus var. scolymus (artichoke), 1151 nucleotides long. Its product is annotated as chlorophyllase-2, chloroplastic-like. The record is from RefSeq and is a predicted model, not a curated record. Gene Ontology annotation, molecular function: chlorophyllase activity. Bases 76 to 1005 code for a protein of 309 amino acids. Gene Ontology annotation, biological process: chlorophyll catabolic process. Lineage: Eukaryota; Viridiplantae; Streptophyta; Magnoliopsida; Asterales; Asteraceae. The transcript is spliced from 2 exons.